This is a messenger RNA of Pisolithus orientalis, 960 nucleotides long. RefSeq lists its product as uncharacterized. The record is from RefSeq and is a predicted model, not a curated record. Gene Ontology annotation, molecular function: serine-type endopeptidase inhibitor activity. NCBI's taxonomy places the organism in Eukaryota, Fungi, Basidiomycota, Agaricomycetes, Boletales, Pisolithaceae. The transcript is spliced from 3 exons. Bases 123 to 746 code for a protein of 207 amino acids.
AGAUAUUUUUGCUAUCACAGUCAUCUGGUCGUCUUCCAUGCAACGAGGCUGCACUAGUCACCUUCGACCCUAGUCUGGAAACGGUGAAUUUGACGACUUGACCGAUCAACGGAGGCGUUCCGAUGGCUUGUUCAUCGGUGUCUCCCGGGGGACCCUUGAUGUCUUCAGAUAAUAAGAGGCGGUUGGACCUGCUGCUGCAUCCCAAAGUCAAACCUUUCGGUUCUCCUUCCAGCAUGCCUCACACCCUCCACCCCACUGGGAACAAUGAAUACACCAUUCGCACUCUCGACGGCAGAAACCUAGGUUUGCCGUUCAUCAUCCAACCUGGCAUAAUUGUCGUCCCUAUUCCCGUCCCCAUCGUUGCCCUUCCUGAAGGGUUACAACCUCAACGGUUCCAGGUUGAGAACCUAGGAGAGAACAUAUACAGGAUUGGAGACGCCGUGGACUUCCGUAGCCGUCUCUUCAGUUACCCUGAGGUAACUCCUGAGAGAUGGAUCAUCACCUUCAGGCCCAACCACGACGCGUACACGAUCGAGACCGAGAAUUCAGGUGCUGCAUGGGUUGCUCCCCCUCUUGGUCAAUUGGAUUGUCAGGUAAUGCCUUCUGGUUUGAAUUGCUUGGGCCUUGUGUUCUUUAUACGCAUCAUUCGUUCUAGAUCCUUGUCGAACAAGUGCCCGUUGGACUGUCUGACCCUCCAACCUACCCGUCGAAUGCAUUGUUCAGGUUUGAGCCAGUUGCCUAAAUAAUUUCUUCAUGCAACGAUGAAGUGAUACGUUGGCGUAUGUAGUGUGUUUCGUAUAUCAUGCAAACUGUGAUCCUUCGUGUGUACUUGUGUCGUGUAACCUUAAAUCAGUAUCGGUGGCUAUUUUUGGAUCCUGUUGAUCUAGAACUAUUAGUGAUGCGAAGUGGUGUUUCAGAAGUUGUUCGUUGUCAACCGAGCGGGCACUGGUACAUCGUCCG